Molecule: messenger RNA, 1230 nt
Organism: Sclerotinia sclerotiorum 1980 UF-70
Lineage: Eukaryota; Fungi; Ascomycota; Leotiomycetes; Helotiales; Sclerotiniaceae
Exons: 3
Coding region: 1-1230 (409 amino acids)
Biological process (GO): vesicle fusion; intracellular protein transport; exocytosis
Cellular component (GO): plasma membrane; endomembrane system; SNARE complex
Molecular function (GO): SNAP receptor activity; SNARE binding
Source: RefSeq, a predicted model, not a curated record
AUGGCACAGUACGGAAAUUAUGGCGGCGGUGACAACCCGUAUGCUCAGCAAGCAUCACCAGGUUAUCCUCAAUCACCUCCAUACGAUAAUGGAGCAGCGAUGGGACGAGACUCUUAUGGUGGUGAGCAUCUUUCAGCACACAAUCAUUGUCAUCCCAUUAACAUCAGAGCAGGACAAAAUCUUGAGAUGGCAUCCUUAGCACAGAAUGGAAGUCAGCCCGGACAACAAUAUGACCCCAAUGCCAUUCUCAACAGAUGUCGACAGAUUGACAUUGACAUUGAUGAUAAUGCGAGAGGAAUUGCAGCCUUGGAAUCACUUCGUAGUCGAAUCAACGGGGAGGUGGAUCAAGGAGGCAUCACCAGAGAUCUCGAGGACAUCUCUUCCCAAACCAUGUCGCAGCACCGAAAUUUAAUUGAAGAACUCCGAAAAAUCAAACUCAUGCCCGAUGCUGGCAGUGACAUGAACACAAAACAGAUUGGCAGAGUGCAACGAAAACUCAAGAAAACGAUGGACGAAUUCAACGCAAAGGAGCAACAGAUUAAGAACGCCGUCCGAGACCAAAUGAGAAGAGAAUAUCGCAUUGUCAACGCGGAUGCUACGGAGGAAGAGGUUGCUGCUGCUGUACCGGACUCGGAGCCCCAGCAAAUGUUCCAACAAGCUUUGAUGACAAGUAACAGACAGGGACAAGCCAAUACAACUUUGAAUGCUGUCAGGGACCGAAACGCUGCUAUCAAAAAGAUCGAAAAGGAUAUUAUAGAAAUCGCCACAUUAUUCCAACAGAUGGAAGAAUUGGUUGUGCAACAAGAAGCUGCUGUGGUUAAUAUCGAAAUGAAGGGUGAAGAAGUUGUAGAGAAUCUGGAUAAGGGAGUUCAACAAAUGGACACGGCAAUCGUUAGUGCGAGAUCAAGAAAUAGAAAGAAGUGGUACUGCUUAGGAAUAGUUGUCAUCAUCGUAGCCAUUAUCGCAAUUGUGUUAGCUGUACACUUCACCAACUCGAGCAAGAACAACAACGAUAACAAAACAGCCAAAAGAUCCAUCCCUACUAUUGGAACAGCACGAGUUGUACCAGGCACCGAUUUCACUACAUCAGACCGAUUAGUGGUACCAGGUGCGAGCUUCCUAGAAUCAAAGAUAGUGGUUCCAGGCCAGCAAUGGAGUGAAGACAAAGCAGUAGUACCAGGUGUAGAAUUUACACGCGUGGUUAGAAAGUGGAAGAAAUUUGUCGCAUGA